GACGUCAACGCUGUUUAACUAACUUCUAUCAAACAGAGACAUAUAUGGCAUUGAUGCGCGCUAGAGCUAAACCCAAUCAUUUAAAGUAAGAAACCUCUGCCUACGGUUCUGUUAACUUCUUCAGUCUCACUUGAAUGGUCAAACUGUUUAAUUUAGUCAAAUAUACACACAUUCUACAGCGUCAACAUGCAUUUAUUGAGAAAAGUUACCUUUAGAAGUAUGUUGCCGGUUGUAUUGCAUAUCCACCACACGAGGACGCUGUUGCAAAAAAUGAAGACAGAAUACCUUGCAAACAGUAAAUGUGAGAAAACACAUCUGUGGUGUCUCUGUUAGGACACCUGUGUGAAAUGAAGGAUAGAUACCAAGAAGCUGACAAAAGAUGGCAUUUCUGAAGGAUGCGAUUACCUUGUUCUUCACCCUGUGGGCUUCCCUCCUUCAUGUAGCAUUAAUGUCCCUUUCUCUGGGGGCUGAAGCACCAAAAAGAAGCCAGUACAUCUGGAAAACAGGUGUAUGGGGUGGAUGUGUGGCCAGUGAUUGUGGUUCAGUCGGGCUGCAGAGUCGCUCGGUGUGGUGUGUUCAUUCUGAAGGCUGGAGCACACAUCAAUCCAGCUGCUUUCCAUCUGAUCGCCCGCCGCACCAGAGAGCGUGUGUGAAGAUGUGUGAGUGGCAAAAGGAUCUGUUUGAGUGGCGCUUGUCUCCUUGGGGUCCCUGCACCCCGAGUCCUCUUCUCCCAGUCAAUCGAUGUGUGACCGCUCAGCGUGGAGUACAAAGCAGAGGUUUGGUGUGUGUGAAGCGUACUAACGGCACCACGGUGAGCCAGCAUGUGUGUGAAGCAUUUUCUGCAGUGCCGGAACGAGAACAGGCGUGUUUGUUACCCUGCCCAAUCGACUGCAUCGUCUCCGCCUUCACCCGCUGGUCCACCUGCAGCCGCACCUGCGGGUCGGCCCUCCAGCAGCGCACCAGACACGUGCUGGCAGCGCCCCUGUAUGGAGGAGCAGACUGUCCCAGCCUCACCCAGACACGUCCCUGUAACCAUGACAACGCCCACCCUGCUCUCUGUCCCUCUGACCAACAGGAAUACAGUUACAAUUUGUGGGUGGGGCCCUGGAGCCCUUGCAGACUUAAAGGGACAGCACCUGUUGGAAAGACAACGGUGGACUUUGGUUUUGAAGUUGAUGGGAAAAAAACAGUCAAAGCUUCAUAUACCAUCAAAAGCCACAAUGAGAAUAAUCAUAAUCAAAACCAUUAUGAUGAAAGAGGCUGCAAAGUAUCCUGGGAAAUAACCGUUGGUUAUCAGACUCGGCAACUGCGCUGUACGAGGAGUGAUGGGAAGAAUGCCAUGCUAAGUCUUUGCGACCAUGACAACAGCCCCAUGAACUUUCGUUCAUGUGUGAUGCCCAGAGACUGUAGAGUGUCUGAUUGGUCGCAGUGGAGUCUGUGUUCAAAGACGUGUCGGACAUCUGAUCAAUCACCCGGCUUUAGAUUCAGGAGUCGCAGCCUGACGAGAGCAGCCAUUGGUGGAGGAGAGCCAUGUCCCAUCCUGGAGGAAAGAGCAAACUGUAAUGUUUUGAAAGACACACUGCCACUGUGCCCAAGGUAUGAGUGGAGGGUGACCAAUUGGAAAGCUUGCCAGGUGGUCCCACUUUUGAGUCAGCACGACCAUCGCCAUAGCAAUACCAGCAUCCUGUGCGGAGGUGGGAUCCGGACCCGAGAGGCAUAUUGUGUCAGGAUCCAUAACAUCACAGCACGGUCCCAUAUCAGUCGGCCUGUUGGCAGGAACUUGUGCACCAGGCCUUUACCGCCACUGGCUGAGUCCUGCUUCAUUCCCUGUCAGAAACAUUGUCCCCUCACACCUUGGUCACCCUGGGGACCCUGUCUCCAUGACAACGGUUUGGAACCUCAGGGGAGAAGAGUUUUCAGGACGAGAGCUCGUUCUAUAAUUAUGGAGUCUUGGGUGGAGUCCGACAGUUGCCCUCACGUCAGCGAAGCGAUGAUCUGUGAUGACCCUGUCUGCUUCAUGUGGAGGGUGACAUCACAGGGGCCCUGUGUCCCUCAAAAUGGAUCAUGUGGCCCAGGAUUCCAAGAACAGACUCUAGAGUGUUUUUCUGCCACAGGUGAGACGGUCCCUAGUGAUCAGUGUUCAGGAGAUCCUCCUCCAGUCCUGCAGUCAUGUGAGAUGCCCUGUCCUGGGGACUGUGUGUUGGGACACUGGGGUCCCUGGACUUCAUGUUCCCAAUCCUGCUCCAGUAAACACCAAGAAGGGAAACAAAGUCGCUCACGCCUUGUUCUGGCUCUUCCUGGAGAGCAAGGAAAGCUAUGUCCUCUGGCCCCUGAGCUGGUGCAGUGGAGAGCCUGUGGCACAGAACCAUGCACAGUGUACUACUGGGAUACUUCACCUUGGGAUCCCUGUAUGCCAAACACCAUCACAGUCGAGAGUGAAGGUAACAGUGCACCUCCACAGAUGGAGAAUGAUGCCACCUGCGGUACAGGGGUACAGAUGCGCCAAAUCACAUGCAGGAGAGCUGGGAAUGGACAUGUGCUGCCAAAAUGGUGUCCUGAAUCCUCUCGUCCUGACUCCAUCCGGUCUUGUCCUUUACCUUGCAACAUUGACUGCAUAGUCACACCAUUUAGCGAAUGGAGCGCCUGUCCCACUUCCUGUUUAUCAGUGAAUGCCAGUGCACCAACUCAGUCUCGUCACAGGAUCAUCAUCCAGAGACCUGCUAAUGGAGGUCAAGAGUGCCCAGAUACUCUUUAUGAGGAGAGAGAAUGUGAUCCACCCCCUCUGUGCCCAACUUACAGAUGGCAGACCCACCGCUGGCAUCAGUGCAUUCUGGUACCUGAUUGGGUGAGGCAGGCUGUGGGUGGGCCCACAGAGGCAUGCGGUAUUGGCCUAGAGAAAAGAGAGGUGACGUGUGUUGGUGCGGAUGAUUCUCCUGCAGAUGUGACGGACUGUUUGAGGUGGGCUGGACUGAUGCCCGUCCCGGUGAGGGAAUGUCGUGUGCCAUGCAGAGAUGAAUGUAGCUUCACCUCCUGGAGCAGAUUCACCGAGUGUCAAGGCUGUGGAAGUUGGCGCACUCGUACCCGAUCUCUGAUAGGUCGCAGUAAGAAGCGCUGGCGAUGCCAGCAGGAAGAGACAUUUCCUCUCCUGGAGAAAGAAACAUGUCCUUGUUCUGAGUUUCACACCCAGGCUCAGGGUUCCUGGUCUCCUUGUUUGCUCUCACCAGCAAAAAACAUUGCUGGCCAUCCUUUCAUCCAAGGAGUUUCCCUUCAAGGCCAAAAGACAGUCCAGGACUGGCGAGCUCAGAGGAAGAACAGCGAGUGUGGGCACGGGAAACACUACAGAGCUCUUGCCUGUCUGGAUCACCUGGGACGAUUGGUGGAGCCAGCUCUCUGUAGAAGCCCUGGUUAUGAAGAGGAAUCGUGUCAUGUAGCCUGUUCUACGGACUGUAAGCUAAGCGAGUGGUCGAACUGGUCCGCCUGCAGCGCCUCGUGUGGAGGGGGGGUGAAAGUUCGCUCUCAGUGGCUACGAGAGAAGCCUUUCAAUGGAGGUCGGCCCUGCCCAAAACUCGAUUACAAAAAUCAGGUGUCUGAGGUACUGCCCUGUUACUCUGAAUGCAGUCAGUAUGUGUGGGAAGUGGAGUCCUGGUCCAUGUGUGUCCUAAACCCACCAAACAAUCUCAAGAACUCUGGAUCAACCCAGCCUGUGUGCGGAGAGGGCUUCCGGACCAGCAAAAUCCAGUGCAUGAAAAAGGGAGGAGAAAAUCAGGAUGAGGUUGUGGAUGACUCGCUGUGUGACCAGGAGGAAAAGCCAAUCAGAAUCGAGACCUGUCUACUGCCGUGCCCCGCCCACUGUGUGACAUCAGAGUGGAGCCAGUGGACCAAAUGCACCAUGGAUUGUAAUGACGGUGAUUUGAGGUGGAGGAGUAGAAGUGUCUUGAGGUGGCCAGAAGGAGAUCAUACCUGCCCAGAUCUAAAUCAGACUCAAGCCUGUAUCAAUAUAACCUGUCUCAAAUACUCCUACGUUUACUCAGACUGGAGUAGCUGUCAGCUCAGUGAAAAUGCAGUGUGUGGCCAUGGGAUGAAGACCAGACUCCUGAACUGUGUCCGCAGCGACGGGAAGCUGGUGGAACUGAGCAUGUGCAAAGAGCUGGGUCCUUCACGUGGAAAGCUCUCUGCCCCCUGUGAGGUGGGCUGCCCUGUUAACUGCCUGAUUACAGAGUGGUCCACCUGGUCAGAAUGUUCACACUCCUGUGGAAACCAAAGUCAGAUGACACGGUCCAGGGUCGUUUUGCAGCCUGCCGGAGAAGGAGGUCAUCCCUGUCCAUCUCAGCUUUCCCAAACUCACCCCUGUCCCAUCAGGCCAUGCUACAGUUGGAGACUGGGGGACUGGAGACCGUGCAGGGUGGAGGGGGCCGACUGUGGCGAGGGUGUAAGUCGGAGGGAAAUAUCCUGUGUAGUGCACUGGGGUUCUCUUUCAGGUCCUCCUCAGCCCAUUCCAGUAGAGGAUAAAAUGUGUGUAGGAAACUCACAGAGCAAAGUCAGCGAGACUGAGUUACUGCAGCCCUGCACAAUCCCAUGUCCAGGAGAAUGUCACCUAACCAAAUGGUCACCUUGGAGUUUGUGUCAGCUGCUGUGUUUGGAUGGACGGAGUUUUGAGACAUGGGGUCGACAGGCUCGUUCUAGAGCCAUAGUCACCCAGGUCCCGGAGAACCAGGACACCUGUCCCAGCCAGAUGUAUGAGACACGGCCAUGCCGAGGAGGAACAUGUCUUAGUUAUGAAUGGAUGACCGGUGAAUGGAGGCAUAACCGUAGACUGGUUUGGUGCCAACGCUCUGAUGGAGUCAAUGUCACAGGAGGCUGCAUUGCUCAGAACCAGCCCUCUGCCGUACGACAGUGUCACCCUCCCUGCACCAAACCCUUCUCCUUCUGCACACAGAAUGAAGUCUGUGGUUGUGAGAAGGGCUUCACGGAGGUCAUGACCUCUCAUGGGUUCCUCGACUACUGUACCAGAACCCCAGGACUGGACCAUAAGAAGGCAGAUGUGAAGACCACCGCAGGUCGUCUUAGACCAGAGCACCACAUCCAGGACUGGGCACUGCAGCCUCUUGGACCAGAUGGCCGUGUCAAGUUGUGGGUGUACGGGCUGAUGGCGGCCGGGUUUUUUGUGAUCCUCCUCCUCAUCUUUAUGUCCUUUCUACUGUGUAAAAACCAAGAGGACAGUUCCAGCAGCAGUCCACAGAAGGCAGUGGCUCUGGCGUAUGAUGGGGACGUGGAUAUGUGAGCCCACUUUGAGUAUGCAAGGCUGAAACAUGCUUAAAACAGACAUCUGGCAUCCUUCAGACCACAAAACAUGGACCAUGAACAUUCACAGCAGCACACGAGCUGAGCCAGACCAGAGAUGAUGUUGACUGGAUGACUGAUGUUUAAACUGCGAGGCUAAAACUACUGGAGAACUUGAGAAAGUUCUCACACAGCCGAGACAGAAUGUGGCAUCAUGUCUACAGUACCAUAGCAUGAGUGUGUGUGUGUGUGUGUGUGUGUCUGUUUGCGUGUGUGUUUGUGUAUCAGGGUGCAAGGGUCUUGUUUAAUGUCCAUUAUGAGGAAAUAGUUCUCUAUGUUAAAGGUAUCAUUUACUCAUAAAUAAAUUUUUUCGUCCCCCCCCCUCUCAUUCCAAAUCUAUAUGACUUCUAUCUUCUGUGAAACACAAUUUUUUUUUAAAGAACAUCCCAGCCACUCUUUUUAAUUGAAUCACUUUUAUGAUGCCUAUGCAUCCUUUUUGAAGCUUUAAAGCCUUUGUCCACAUUCAGUGUUAAUGCAUGAAAAAGAGCAUCCUUAAAAACAUUUAAUUAAAGAUCUUUUAUGUUCUGCAGAAGAAAGUGAGUCAUAUAAUUUUGAAGUUACAUGAGACAGAGAUGAUGAUAGCAGAACUGUUAUUUUUGGUGAACUAUGCCUUUAAUGAUCCCUAAAAAGGGAUGGUUUCUGAUGCACUACAUUAGUGCCAUCUUAAGUACCAUAUUUAUUCAUUUAUGUUUUAAAACCUAUAAAGCCCUAUUUGAAUCCUUUAGGUGUUAAACAAUUCUUUUGAAUUUAUUCACCUUGAUCAUAUAUUAAAACGCUUCGUUAUCCUUGGAAAGGUUGUGACAUGUUCUUUUGUAAUGUGUAUGCUGUGAAUAUUUUCUAUCUGUGUCUUCGAGUGGUUUAUAAAUAAAUCUAAAAAU
Carassius gibelio (silver crucian carp) is the source of this 6218-nucleotide messenger RNA. Its product is annotated as thrombospondin type-1 domain-containing protein 7B-like. The record is from RefSeq and is a predicted model, not a curated record. Gene Ontology annotation, cellular component: extracellular matrix. The transcript is spliced from 28 exons. Gene Ontology annotation, biological process: cell adhesion. Lineage: Eukaryota; Metazoa; Chordata; Actinopteri; Cypriniformes; Cyprinidae. Bases 380 to 5281 code for a protein of 1633 amino acids.